GACCAACGGUGCAUUUUGUCUACUAGCCAUUUUUGAUACUGUAGCUACUACUUCAGGCAUGUCGCCGCUGCCGCCGCCUACUACUUCCUUGUCAACGCUCUUGCAUUUCUAGUCUUCGUCGUCAUUCUUCUCUGCGCACCACUCUUCGUGGAUACGCUCGAAUGGCUGCUUCAGGCUCGACAAGAGUCGUGAGCCAUACGCGCAAAGUGCCCACCAUGCGACCACCAGCAGCGCGACCAGGUCCGACCCGCGCCCAAACCGCCACCCCGACCUUGACCGGAAGAUUAUCACCCGCCGACAGCAUCGCCUCAUCUCGAGUCCGCACGCCGAAGCGAAAACUCGCCGCCGAACCCCCACCUGUCGAAGCUGGCGAAGAGACUAACAUCAACGUCGUCGUCCGAUGUCGUGGGCGCAACGAUCGCGAGGUGCGCGAGAACAGCGGUGUCGUCGUGUCCACCGAUGGCACCAAGGGCGACAAGGUUGUUCUGUCCAUGGGACCCAAUGCUCUCAGCAACAAGACGUAUCAGUUCGACAAGGUCUUCUCACCCGCGGCCAACCAACGGAUGAUAUUUGAGGAUGUUGUCGCACCUAUUAUGGACGAGGUCCUCGCCGGAUUCAACUGCACCAUUUUUGCAUAUGGUCAGACUGGCACAGGUAAAACAUACACAAUGUCAGGUGACAUCAGCGACAUCCUUCCUACGCCCGAUGCUGCGGGUAUCAUCCCGCGUGUGUUACACGGUCUCUUUGACAAGCUGGGAGACGAUGACCAAGAAAAAGCCGAAUACAGCGUGAAGUGCUCAUUUAUCGAAUUAUACAACGAGGAGCUGCGCGAUUUACUAGGGGUCGACGAUGGAGCCAAGCUCAAAAUCUUCGACGAAGCCAACAAGAAUGGCAGGACGACAACCUUGGUCCAAGGAAUGGAGGAACGUCACAUCCGAACAGCUGCCAAGGGUAUUCAGCUACUUCGCGACGGAAGUCACAAGCGUCAGGUCGCUGCGACGAAAUGCAACGAUCUAUCAUCCCGCUCACAUACGGUCUUCACCAUCACAGUCUACAUGAAACGGGUUUCUGACAGUGGAGAGGAUUACGUCUCCUCGGGCAAGCUCAAUCUUGUCGACUUGGCAGGAUCGGAGAACAUCGGACGUUCGGGGGCAGAAAACAAACGUGCUGUAGAAGCAGGAUUGAUCAACAAGUCCCUCCUCACACUUGGACGUGUGAUCAACGCGCUCGUCGAUCGUGGCAGUCACAUUCCCUACAGAGAGUCGAAGUUGACGCGCCUUCUGCAAGACUCACUUGGAGGCCGGACAAAGACGUGUAUCAUUGCCACUGUAUCACCUGCGAAGAGUAAUCUUGAGGAGACCAUCAGCACCUUGGAUUACGCGUUUCGUGCCAAAAACAUUCGCAACAAGCCUCAAGUCAACCAGAUGGUGUCAAAGAAAACAUUGCUGAAGGAGUUCACGGCAGAGAUAGAAAAGCUGAAAACGGAACUGAUUGCGACGCGCGCCCGCAAUGGCGUAUACCUCACAGCAGAAGCAUACGAAGAAUUGACCACGGAGUCCGAAUCUCGCCGGAUCUUGAGCCAGGAGCAGCGCGACACUCUGGAAAUCAUGGAAAACGACUUGCGGAACAAAAUCCAGGAGCUAUUUGUUCUCACAACUAAUUUCCAUACAUUGAAGAAAGACAACGAACAGACGCGCGUCAACCUGGAAGGCACCAAGAAUGUUCUGGAAAAAACCGAAAUUGUGCUGCAACAUACCAAGCGCUCUCUUGCAGAGGAGGCGCACAUUCGAAGGGCGCAUCAAGAGACGGAACGGAAACUUCAUCAAGUGGGCGGCGAGCUCAUCAGCAGCCUAGACACAACGACGAAUCAUGUGGACAGACUGCGAUCGAAACUCAAGCGGCGGUCAGAUUUACAGUCGAUCAACCGCACAAGAUGGGCGGAAUCACAGGAACAGGUUGCGGGUGCGACCUUGACCGUCGAAGAGCGAUUGGAUGCACUGAGAGGACGGCAAGAGGGUCUGAUCGCCGCGUUAUCGGGUCGCAUGCAAUCUUUUGUGGCAGACGAACUCGAAGAGCUUCAACUGUCGCAGGACCUCAUCCAAGAAAAAGCCGCUGCAUUCGAGUCUUCCAGGUCUGAAGUAAACUCCCAGACCAGCAAAGCUCGAGACGAUAUGAACGUCGUUCUACAAGAGAUCGGGACGCUCCGUGAGGAUGUAAAGCAGAAGGUCGGUGCGGGAUUGAACGAUCUUUCGGCCGCAGCUCAGCGUAUCAGUGCUGGUAUUGCAACAGAGCUGGACGAUUUCCAUGGAAAGCUUCAAGAAUCUUAUGUUUCACUCGGACGAGACUUCAAGACGCUCUUUGAGGACUUGAUCAAACGCAUGCAUGAUCAACAAGCCGAAGUGCAAAAGCUGCGCAAGGAGAUUGCGGAUGCGAACAGCAGCUUCAUCGACGCUGGGCAACUUUCUCAUGACCACUUGAAACAGGCGAUCGACAGGGAGCGAGAGACUGCUGCGAAGGAGAGAGAAACCCUGCUCUCCCAGAUCACCUCACUAGUCAACAACUCCGCCACCGCUCAAGAGUCACGUCUUUCCGGCUAUUUCGAAAGCGCUAGCAAACGGAUCAAAACUUCGGAAGACGAAUAUCGAGUCGCGCAGCAUUCCUACGACAGCGGCAUGGAUCACUGGAACGAGAAUGCGCAAUCACUCAUCGACGACACUGCUCAAGCAAGAGAAGCGAUCAAGAGCAAGCUCAAAGCUGAUUGGACAAAUGCCAAUGAACAGACCAUCAAAAUCACUGAAACGACCACUGCUGUUCACGGCGAAACCAUUCGCAUUGUUGACGGACAGAUGGUCCAGAUGGAUAGUCAGCUGGUGGCCCUGGACGAGAUCGUCUCGCGUGUCCGUGAGCAGAACGAGGAACAUCAUCAGUCGCACAUGUCGAGCCUCGGUCAGCUCGCAAAUGAUGUGCAAGAAAGCUACCGAAGUAUCGGCGAGCAUUUCGAAACGUCAUACAGCAGGACCAAGGCUCUCGAGGCAGAUGUGGACGAUCACGCCGAUGCCCUGAUCCAGACCUUGCCCAGUCUCAAUGCUGACAGCGAGAUCCGCGAACCUCUCCGGGCACUGCGACAGGAAGUGGCGGCCUCUCAGAUUGAGGAAUAUUCUGUCACGGGAGAAACACCAGCCAAGACACAAUACAACUACCCGACGGUCCUGCCCAGGACAGAGAGCCACGAUGUACUGUUGGAUCGCAUGCGCGGCAUAGAAAGGCCUGCCGCGGGGAAUAAGACUUCAACGUCCCCGAUCAAGUCGCCCCACAAGCGUCCUGCUCUGGCUCGGCCCAAAAGCAACACAAGCCCGAGCAAACGCCCUGGCAGCCCUUUGAAGUCCACCACAGUCUUCCACGAUGCUCCUCCGCCGCUCCGCCCGGUAUUCACUGCACCCGCCGCUACCAACCUCCCACCUUCACGGCCCGCCACGGCCAGCACCCAAAGCAGCAUCAGCAGCACCAACAGUCUGCGGGAGCGCGAUGUUAAUGUCAUCGGCAACCUCUCCUCCACGACCAUCGAUCUCGACACGUCUACCGAGGAAGCCGACUGCAAACCUUCAGCACUGCCGCCUCCACCUUCACUCCUCAGAAGACUGAAUACCCACCCUCUGAGCGCGUCGACAGCAUCUUACCUCACCCCGCCUCCCUUCAACGCCGGAUCCGACCCCAUCAAAGCUCCCGCUUCCAAACGAAGCACGCGCAUGGCUGCGGCGAUGGGCCUGGGAGUCGAAGGCAAGGGCAAGGAGGGACGAGAGAAGGAGAAUGUGAAUUUGAGCGCGAGUGUGGGCCCCACGGGGAUCGGCAGGAGGCUACGAAGCCGGGGAAGCGAUUAGAGUUGAAAAGGAAGAUGUGUGGUCUAUCAUUGUUUUGCCGCGGCUGUCGCUCGCUAUCGUUUCCUGGAUUUCGAAUCGGAUACCCCAUUCUGUGCUGCUGCUGCUAGCAUUUUUUUGUUUCCGUGGGAGGAAUGUAUCACUGGCCUCGUGCGGAAAAUUAUUGAUAUGCGGUCUGCCUUGUGGGCCUGUAUGAAAUGACAUGACGGAAUCCAUUUGCUGCAUGUUCCUGCGAUCAUGUGAUAGUACUCCAUUUGCCUAGCAAUGCGAGAAUCAGAUCAUCUGCUACAUGUUCCUGCGACAUGUGAUAAUG
Dissoconium aciculare CBS 342.82 is the source of this 4188-nucleotide messenger RNA. RefSeq names its product kinesin-domain-containing protein. The transcript has 2 exons. NCBI's taxonomy places the organism in Eukaryota, Fungi, Ascomycota, Dothideomycetes, Mycosphaerellales, Dissoconiaceae. Gene Ontology annotation, cellular component: nucleus; spindle microtubule. Gene Ontology annotation, biological process: microtubule-based movement; mitotic spindle assembly. Bases 162 to 3878 code for a protein of 1238 amino acids. Gene Ontology annotation, molecular function: microtubule binding; ATP binding; plus-end-directed microtubule motor activity. The record is from RefSeq and is a predicted model, not a curated record.